Castor canadensis (American beaver) is the source of this 685-nucleotide messenger RNA. It is a transcript of the gene Dynlt2b, whose product is annotated as dynein light chain Tctex-type 2B. The record is from RefSeq and is a predicted model, not a curated record. Lineage: Eukaryota; Metazoa; Chordata; Mammalia; Rodentia; Castoridae. Gene Ontology annotation, cellular component: cytoplasmic dynein complex; cytoplasm. Gene Ontology annotation, molecular function: dynein intermediate chain binding. Gene Ontology annotation, biological process: microtubule-based movement.
GGGUCAGGCCUUCCUCACGAGAUACACCUGGCCUAGAAGCCCUGGCCAUGGCGACCCGCGCGUCCUUCUCUCUCGGCACCCCGUUCUCUGUGGGUGACGGGCCGCCUGAGGCUGAGAAGAACUCAGGGCAGCCAGAGAACACUUAUAUUCUGAGGCCCAUUUUCCAGCAAAGGUUCAGACCCUCCAUGGUUAAAGACUGCAUCCAUGCUGUGCUCAAGGAAGAACUGGCAGGUACUGAGUACUCCCCAGAAGAGAUGCCUCAGCUCACAAAACACUUAUCAGAAAACAUCAAAGACAAACUAAAAGAAAUGGGGUUUGAUCGGUAUAAAAUAGUGGUACAAGUACUGAUUGGAGAGCAAAGAGGUGAAGGAGUAUUCAUGGCUGCUCGAUGUUUCUGGGAUGCUGAUACUGACAACUACAUUCACGAUGUUUUCAUGAAUGACAGUUUAUUCUGUGUUGUAGCAGCAUUUGGGUGUUUCUACUACUGAAUCUUUGAAAAAGCUGGAAAUCUUAAGAUACAACGAUGAAAAAGCUGGAAAAAGAUAUUUUUAUAUUGUUAAAUAUCUUAAUAAAAUAAAGAUAAAUUGGCAUGUUGGCAACUAGAAUCUGUUGUGUAGGCCUUAUAUUUUUAAUGUUUUGAUGUUGUUAUAGUAUGUUCUUGUUAUAUUUGGAAAGCAGAGGAAAA